Molecule: messenger RNA, 1884 nt
Organism: Salvia miltiorrhiza (redroot sage)
Lineage: Eukaryota; Viridiplantae; Streptophyta; Magnoliopsida; Lamiales; Lamiaceae
Exons: 6
Coding region: 1-1884 (627 amino acids)
Source: RefSeq, a predicted model, not a curated record
AUGACGCUUUUCCUAAAAGUGUCAGCUCAGUGUCAAGAAGAAGGAAUUGACUACACAGAUAUCUUUGCUCCGGUUGUAAAGUUGACAACAAUCCGGUCGGUCCUGAGUAUUGUCGCAACGGAGGACUUGCAUCUAGAGCAGUUAGAUGUGAAAACUGCUUUCCUCAAUGGUGACUUAGAGGAGGAAAUAUACAUGCAACAACCAGAUGGAUUCUCUGUCAAAGGAAAGGAGAAGCUGGUGUGCAAGUUGAAAAAGAGCCUGUAUGGCUUGAAGCAAGCUCCGAAGCAAUGGUACAAGAAGUUUGAUGGAUUCAUGCAGAAAAAUGGCUACAUGAAGUGCAAUGCUGACCAUUGUUGUUACUUCAAGAGGUUCGAGUCCAGCUAUAUCAUCUUGCUACUUUAUGUUGAUGACAUGUUAGUAGCCGGCUCAGACUUGAACGAAAUCAAGAAGUUGAAAAGACAGCUUUCAGCGGAGUUCGAGAUGAAGGACUUAGGAGAAAUACAAAAGAUUGUUGCUUUAUCCACUACAGAAGCAGAGUACGUGGCAAUCACCGAGGCUAGCAAAGAAAUGAUCUGGUUACAAGGGUUGUUGGCAGAAUUGGGUUUUGAUCAGACGAAGAAUGUCUUGUACAGCGAUAGUCAGAGUGCGAUACAUCUGGCAAAGAAUUCAGCAUUUCAUUCUAGAACGAAGCAUAUUGGACUUCGUUAUCAUUUCAUCAGAUCUCUGUUGGAGGAUGAGGUGUUAAUACUUGAAAAGAUCCAAGGAGCUCAAAAUCCAGCCGACAUGCUUACAAAGGCAGUAACCAUUGAUAAAUUGAACACCAACCUAGAUCAUCAUGAAUUUCGUUGUGUAAGCACCUACUAUGAUGAAAUUAAUUAUUGCCACAAAUGUAGAUGUUUUGGUAUGAUGAGUAAAAAAGUAGUUCCGAAGAAAAUUCAAGGUGCUGCUUCCAUUGAUGGAGUCUUUACUCUACACAAAGAUUCUUUCAUAAUCUCUGACGAUCUGCGGAUCUUGCCGAAUGAGACGGGAAUCUUAGGAUUCAUCGCCAUUCUCGGCAUUGCAGACAUGGAUGAGGCUGAGAUAAUCAAAUUCGAUUUAGGGCUCAGUGAGCUUACGAAGCUUUUAAAGGCAUCCUUGACCUCUCCAACUCCAUUAUCGGACCUCAUCAUGAAUAAAACGCAAGAGAUGAACAUAAACUCUAGAAUGAUGGAAUCGGCUCAAUCAAAUAUCUCCUCACCUGAGAUUGCAAGGGAAGAAAAUCCCAAGUCUAGGAAAUUGAGUUUGAAAGUGAUGAUACAGAAGUCUUCGGGUAAGUUUUUGUAUGCUCAAGCUAAGGAGGAGUUUGUGGAGUUCCUAUUUAGUUGCUUCAAUAUUCCGCUAGGAGGAGUUGAGCAUCUUCUUUCCGGUAAGGCUUGCGUUACGGCUAUAGAUAACUUGUACCGGAGCACACUCGAUGUUAUAGAUGACAAGUAUUUCAAGAGAGAUAUGAAAAAGAGAGUAACGAAACCCAAUGUGGUUCAUGGUUGUAUUUCCAAACACCACAUUCUUCCCCUCGUUGAAGAGCCGUUGCCUUUUGCUUACUAUGAUGAUUGUUACUUUUCUUCUUCUAAGUUAUACAAAGGCCCCGGGCGUUAUCUUGAAGGACCGCGAACUUAUCAGGUGAAGGAUGAUUUAACCGUGGUGCCCUUUUGUACUGUCUCGAUUCUUUCCGGUCUCAGGGCCAAGAGAAUCUCCAUAUCUGAUGUCGAAGAAGUGGAGAUGCAAAUCGGACUCAAAGAGGCUUGUAGCAUUCUGAAAGCCUCUCUUACUUCUUCUACUGCCCUCACUGAUGCUUUCUUGGCUCACAACAAAUCGCUUGAACAACCAAAGGGAGAAGAAGUCUGA